Lodderomyces parapsilosis is the source of this 1800-nucleotide messenger RNA. RefSeq lists its product as uncharacterized. The transcript has a single exon. The record is from RefSeq and is a predicted model, not a curated record. Gene Ontology annotation, biological process: peroxisome organization. Lineage: Eukaryota; Fungi; Ascomycota; Pichiomycetes; Serinales; Debaryomycetaceae. Gene Ontology annotation, cellular component: peroxisomal membrane. The coding region runs from base 1 to 1800 and encodes 599 amino acids.
AUGGCUAAGGAAGAAGAGCAAUAUCAAUCAGUUUUUUCUCCCGAAGCAAAAGACGAUUCCUCGUCAAAGCAACAUUACAGAGAUCUAGCACUCAACUUGGUUAAUAGCGCAGUUCAAAGAGGCAAUAAUCUAGCACAGCAAAAGCCAGGUAGUAAAAGAGCUCUUGCUGCGAGUACUGCAUCAACCCUUUUGGAAAUGAGUAUGGAAAAGCUCAACAACAAUGGCAGAGGAUUGCCAUCCAAUUUGACAGCUGAAGAUAUUCAACAUAUAGCAUCUAUGCCCGAUUCUGCCGAGGAUAAUGAGAGCAAGGCAUCAUCCACCCAGAGUCACUUUGCCGAUCGAAUGAUUGAAAAGUUAUUGAGGUCCACGUUACCUGAGGAUAUCCCUGAGAGAGAAGUGUUUGAGAAACGGUUACGUGACCCCGAAAGAAACAAGAGACCAGGAUUAUCCAUUGGAACAUUGGCUUCCAAUGUUAAGAAAUUGGCCAGUAAAAUGACAAACUUUUUUGCCUUGCAAUAUGCAUUGAUUUACAUUGUUACUUGGAAGCAACCGACAAAGACAUUGAGCGUCUUGGUGCUAUACACUGCAGCUUGUCUUUGGCCACAUUUGGUUAUUGCCUACCCAUUGAUGUUUCUCCUUUUUGGCGUGCUUAUCCCUGGAUACGUUCACAGACAUCCACCAAGACGUCUCGAUUUGAUCAAAGUCAAGAAAAGGGGACAAUCUUUGUUGAGCUUUUUCAACUCUACACUGGAGUCCAGUAUUGUAGAGGAUAUGGUUGACGAAGAUUACAUGAGGGAGGACGCCGAAGUCGCUUCAUCUGGGUACUCGAUUUCUGACGAGGCGUCGGAAGUAACGAUUUCAUCAGCUCAAGUAACUUCUAGUGAGGUAAAGAGUAGCUCUGCUCCCAAAGAAAAGAAGGAGACUGCCAGACAUAGGAAAUCCAAUUUAGACCUUUUGAUCAACUUGCGGGAUUUUCAAAACUUGACAUCCGACUUGAUCAAAGGGAUGGACAAAAGUGAACAGUUUUAUUUUGAAACUGCCGGCUUUAAAGAUGAAAGAUUGUCUACUUUUAUCUUUUAUGGAGUUUUACUUGCUACAUUUGCUACGUUGUUCGUAGGACAAUAUAUACCUUGGAGAGCCAUUUUCAUUCAAACUGGUUGGGUAGGGUUAAUCUUGUGUCACCCCAAAGCCAAGAAGUACUUGGUCGAUAUGAGCAACACCAGGAAAGCCAGAACUAGAAAGGCAAAAGAGGAGGCAAAAUUUGCUCAACAUUCAGAACCACAAGAAUCAGACCUGAAUGGCAAACCGAGCUCAUCUUUUAUUGAUGAACUACUCAAUGAUGGAAAGAAAUUUGAUCGAGACGACAUUAUUGUUGAUGAUGCACCAGAGGUGAGAGUAGUUGAGGUUUUCCAGUUGCAAAUCAAGAGUAUAUUGAAAAACAAUUGGACCUUUUACAGAUACUCAACUACUAUGUAUGACACUGAGAAUAAGACACGGGUAUCAGGUAAAAGACCGCCCGGGGUUGAGUACUUGUCUGAGGUAUUGCCACCUCACGAUUGGAAAUUUGACAUGGGAUUCGUCAACAAGUGGGUAUUGGAUACAGAUCCAAAAUCUUUUAUCGAGGAAAGAUCAUUGAAACCUGAUUUAUUCGUAGUUAAAGAUAACGAGAAAGAAGGGUGGAUAUACGACAACAUGGAGGGAGUCGUGCAUCUGGAUAUUGUCUAUGAAUUCAGAAGAAGAAGACUAUAUAGGGAGUGUUAUAGGUACGCCAGGCCGCACAAAAGGCCCAAGAGUGCGUAG